Molecule: messenger RNA, 2208 nt
Organism: Rosa rugosa (rugosa rose)
Lineage: Eukaryota; Viridiplantae; Streptophyta; Magnoliopsida; Rosales; Rosaceae
Product: putative calcium-transporting ATPase 13, plasma membrane-type
Exons: 1
Coding region: 1-2178 (725 amino acids)
Biological process (GO): calcium ion transmembrane transport
Cellular component (GO): membrane; intracellular membrane-bounded organelle
Molecular function (GO): ATP hydrolysis activity; ATP binding; P-type calcium transporter activity
Source: RefSeq, a predicted model, not a curated record
AUGCUUGUCAUAUCAGUAGGGAUGAACACGAACUGGGGUGAAAUGAUGAGCCAAAUCAGCCAAGACAACAAUGAAAAGACACCUUUGCAAGCACGUUUAGACAAGCUAACUUCGUCCAUAGGUAAAGUUGGUUUGGCAGUUGCUUUCUUUGUUCUUGUAGUCAUGUUGGUCCGAUACUUCACAGGGAAUACAGAGGAUGAGAAUGGAAACAAAGAGUACAAUGGCAGCAAGACAAAAUCUGAUGACAUAAUAAAUGCCGUCAUUGGGAUUGUAGCAGCUGCCGUUACAAUUGUUGUGGUGGCAAUUCCAGAAGGUCUACCAUUAGCUGUGACUCUCACUCUUGCUUAUUCCAUGAAGAGAAUGAUGGUCAAUAACGCAAUGGUGCGGAAGCUCUCUGCUUGUGAGACCAUGGGAUCUGCUACAACAAUUUGUACAGACAAAACAGGUACUCUGACCAUGAACCAGAUGAAGGUGACUAAGUUUUGGUUGGCGAAAGAAUCUGUGGAAGAAGAAGCUUAUUCAUCUAUUUCUCCUUAUGUUCUCGACUUGAUCCAAGAAGGGGUUACUCUCAAUACAACUGGUAGUGUGUACAGGCCUAGCUUGGAUUCCGAAGUUGAGAUCUCUGGCAGUCCAACGGAAAAGGCCAUUCUUUCAUGGGCGGUACAUGGGUCAAUGAUGGAUAUGGAGAAAGUGGUGAAGACUUGUAGCAUUCUCCACGUCGAAGCCUUUAAUUCGAAGAAGAAACAGAGUGGAGUUCUGGUGAAGAGAAAGGCAGAUAACUCCAGGCAUGUACACUGGAAAGGAGCAGCAGAGAUGAUACUAGCAAUCUGCACAAGUUACUACAAUGCUUCUGGACUUGUUAAGGAUAUGUAUGUGAAUGAAAAAAGGAAGUUUGAGCAUAUUAUUCAAGGUAUGGCAGCUAGCAGCCUCAGAUGCAUAGCGUUUGCACAGAAACAAGUUCCAGCAGAAGAGCGACUAAAUGCAGACCAGAAAUUUGUGUUAAAGGAAGAUGGAUUAACCCUAUUGGGACUUGUGGGUCUUAAGGAUCCAUGCCGUCCAGGUGUGAAGAAAGCAGUUGAAGAAUGUCAAUAUGCAGGGGUGAAUGUCAAAAUGAUUACUGGCGACAAUGUUUUCACGGCAAAAGCCAUAGCUACUGAAUGUGGAAUACUCGGGGCUAGUCAGGACAUGUUCGGAGGAGCAGUGAUUGAAGGUGUGGAAUUCCGCAACUACACGCCAGAAGAGAGAUUGGAGAAAGUUGAAAAAAUUUGUGUGAUGGCCAGGUCUUCUCCUUUUGAUAAGCUUCUAAAGGUGCAAUGCUUGAAGCAGAAAGGUCAUGUUGUUGCAGUUACCGGUGAUGGCACCAAUGAUGCACCAGCACUGAAAGAAGCUGAUAUAGGACUUUCCAUGGGGAUUCAAGGAACAGAAGUUGCCAAAGAAAGCUCAGAUAUUGUGAUCAUAGAUGAUAACUUUGCUUCAGUUGCUACAGUUUUGAUGUGGGGAAGAUGUGUGUACAAUAAUAUCCAGAAGUUCAUCCAAUUCCAGCUCACCGUCAAUGUUGCAGCUCUUGUGAUCAACUUCGUAGCAGCAGUUUCAGCAGGUCAGGUCCCUUUAACAGCAGUUCAAUUAUUGUGGGUAAACUUGAUCAUGGACACACUUGGAGCUCUUGCUCUAGCCACAGAAAAACCGACAAGAGAACUUAUGGAAAAGCCACCAGUGGGCAGGACAGCGCCUCUCAUCACAAACAUCAUGUGGGGGAACCUCUUGCCUCAAGCACUGUACCAGAUAACUGUUCUCUUGAUCUUACAAUUCAGGGGCAAAGCAAUCUUCGGUGUCGGUGAUAAGGUAAAGGACACAUUGAUCUUCAACACUUUUGUGCUUUGCCAGAUCUUUAAUGAGUUCAAUGCAAGAAAGCUAGAGAAGAAGAAUGUCUUCAAGGGAAUACACACCAACAAGUUGUUUAUGGGGAUCAUCGUGGUGACAAUUGUUCUUCAGGUUGUGAUGGUGGAGGUUCUCAAGAAAUUUGCAGAUACAGAGAGGUUGAAUUGGGGACAAUGGGGUGUUUGCAUUGGGAUUGCAGUCAUCUCUUGGCCAAUUGGUUGGCUAGUCAAGUGUAUUCCUGUUCCAGAGAAACCCAUAUUCAGCUAUCUGAAGAUGAAGAAAAAUAAGCAUUCAGUUUGAAAUAAACUGGCCGGAUAAUCAUCAUGCAGG